AUGUCGCUUCCGAAAUUCAAGGUGGUCCUUGUUGGCGACCAGUCCGUUGGCAAAACGGCCGUUGUGGUGCGGUAUCUGAAAAACACGUUCGAGGAGAAGGCAGAGGCAACCAUUGGAAUGGACUUCCAGACAAAGACUGUACAGUUGCUAAGUGGGAGCCAGAUUCGCCUGCAGCUUUGGGACACAGCCGGGCAGGAGCGGUUUCGCAGCCUGGUGAACGGAUACAUCCGUGAUGCAGCUGCGGCAGUUGUGUGUUAUGAUGUUACCAACCGCGGAUCGUUUGAAAGCACCACCCAGUGGAUUGAGGAGGUUCGUCAGUCUCGUGGUGACGAUGUCCUAGUGUAUCUAGUGGGCAACAAGGUCGAUCUUGCAGAGGGCCGCCAGGUCUCGCGUGCCGAGGGCGAGGCGAAGGCGGCCGAGGCAGCUUGGCGAAAGUUGGGCGAAGCUAAGUGGGCUCGUGGGAUGGGCUGGGAGGGUGGAGGGUGCUUGCAGGAGUUGCGAGUUGCAGCCACGAGCUUGUGUGCAAGCGCAGGUGAAGGGCCGCUUUGCUGA
This is a messenger RNA of Symbiodinium pilosum, 552 nucleotides long. Lineage: Eukaryota; Dinophyceae; Suessiales; Symbiodiniaceae. The record is from the annotation of a GenBank genome assembly.